Messenger RNA from Acanthocheilonema viteae, 3069 nucleotides. The record is from the annotation of a GenBank genome assembly. NCBI's taxonomy places the organism in Eukaryota, Metazoa, Nematoda, Chromadorea, Rhabditida, Onchocercidae.
AUGCCACCAGUACCAACAAGUGCCUUCAGGCGUUUUUGUCCAACAUUGAAUCGAGUAACAUUAUAUCCAAAUUUGAAUUAUUCAGGGCUUUACUAUGGAAUAAUAAAUUUGUUGGAUGUUUUCCAGCAAAUUUCCGCUUCACAUCUUGCUAUUGGUGAUGCUAUUCUUGAUACAAUCAAGGCGUUAUAUUUCUUCCUACAGCGUGAUAUUCUCGAGCAAUUACCAUUUUUGCUCGCUUCUCAACUUGGUAUUUUACCGUCUGAACUUGAUAAGAAACUUGUACACCUAAUUAGCACCUGUUUCAUUCCAUUUAUUCUUAUCCCGAAGCAAGAAUGCCUUUCAGUACCAGCUGUUCUUAUGAUGAUACUUCAGCACUCUGCCGAUCUCAGUCUCCAUACACUUUUUGUCGAAAAUCUUUUGGCACAAAAAGAAAAUGUUUACAGGGAUAUGAUAUUGGUAUUAUCAAAAGGCACAAGCGAAGCUCGCAUUGCUGCUGCAAAUUUAUUAUUCCAUUAUUGGCCUAUCCACAAUAGGCAUAUAUUACAUCGUAAAUCAAUUCAAUAUCGCAUUCAAGCUUGGACAUGUGUGCCAUGUCAGAACACCAAAUGUGUGGAUAAAGAGCCAAGUGUUCGGUGCUCUUUUGAUCCAUUAAUUUCGAUAAAAUACGGUGAAACAGCUCCACCAAUAUCAUUAUGCAAAAAAUGUGCUGAAAUGGUGGAAAGUGAUGAUAAAAUAACAACGAUACCAAUUUGUAUGCCAAUGUCCGCCUCAAGCAAUAUUGUCUGUCAAAAUAAGGGUUGUGAAUCAUCGAAGCGCCUUGCUGUAGGAAUAUGUUUUUCGGAAGAUUGUAUCCGAUCACACCAAUAUGUUCCAUUAAGACUUUGUCAGGAAUGUCUUGUUGCACUGCACACUGCUAAUAGUAAGGAACAUAUCAAUCAUUGUGGUGUGAAAUAUGCAUGGGGAACAGCGAUUGAACGAGAUAUCAUUGAAGCGAUUGUUAAACUUUUGAAAGAAACUUCUGCUAAUUUAGAAGGAUCGCAAACUGAGGGUAAAAGGCCGAAAUGGUUACGACAGUUGGAAGGUGGUCAUACACUUGGUCGUGAAAUCGAUAAAAUGGCUGAUGAACGGCGAACAUUGAGCCGUUUUGGUAUUUGGCUUCUUGCAACAAUUUGUCCACCAGUGCCAGAAGCUAGGCCGCAAGCGAUAGCCUAUAUGAUGUCAAUGCUGUUGGAAUGGUUUGCAACAACCGCUCUAUUACCCAAUGAUUCGAUUGGUGCUGCAUUGGAGCAGCUCAAAACUGAUUUUGUAUUGGAUUGGAUCAAUUUGACAAUUAUGAAUCAUUAUGAAAUUUUCCUCGAAACUUUAAUGCCAAAUCCACCGGAAUAUGCUCAGGUUGGUGGUGUCUGGGAUAGGCUUUCAACAAAAAAGGAACAAAUGCACGAUGGACUUCAAAAGUUAUUUGCGAUAAUGCCGUAUGAUAUUAUUACGUUGAACACGUGGAAUCGAUUAAUACCAGAAUGGAUGCAAAAUAUUUGUGAUUUGAUGGAAAAUGAUGAUUUUUCUGAGUUCAAAAUAUUACUUAGCAAAAUAUUUGAACCUGACCUUCGUCCUUUGCCGUUCAAUGAUGAGCAACUGUAUCAGUUUAUUACCAAUCACUUAACAACAGGCGAUGAAAGAAGUAUUUCAAAUGCGCUCGACUGGGCUUUAUCAUUGAUGGAAAUUUCAAUACCGCUUUCAAUCUUACUUGAUGCAUUUUCCAAAUGUGCUUUAAGAAUAUCACAAAUGGAAUUAAAACAAAAUAAUGAGAAUGGUUUAGAAGAGGAACAUAUAUCUCUGCAUGUUUCCAUGAUCGAUAUUAUGUCGCAGCAGAUAUCUCUAAGUGAUCAAUCAGAACAUGAAGUAAAAAUGAUGGCUGAAUUGAUCUUUUCCACGUGUGCUAUAAUACUGCAAAAGCCAUUUGCACAUUGUAAGCAUAGUUGUGAUAAUCCGGAAUUGGAUGAAUUUCUUGAUUGUUCCGCUUGUCAACAAUCUGUUUUUGUUUAUCAAACUGUUGCUCGACUUAUGGAACGAUUAUCUCCCAAACAGCAACUUCGUAUAUCAGUUCAUGCUGAUGAGCAAAUAACUGAUUGGAAAGCACAAAUUGCUAAUGUUUCAUCGAAAAAUUCACCGGUUGAUAAAUGUACACCAUCAGUGAUAGCACCAGUAUCAGAUACAUUAGCACCAUCAUCAUCAUCAUCAUCACCAUCAUCACUUAUUCAAAAGUCAGCAACAAUAGAUGGUGUUAAACUUCAAUUUCAAACAGCUACCAUUCAUGAAACAAACGUCGAAUUUGUUGGUCUAUUGCCCAGUGAAGAGGUUGAAACAGCUGUGGCACAUGCAACAACAUUAACGGAGAGAGAUGUGGGAUGUGAAACACAUCAUAUUAUAACAUCAUCGUUGAUAGAAAAUGUUAAAGGAUCAUUAGUGGAAGAUACAACCGUAAGGGAAAGUGCAAAAUUUUGGAAUACAUCGGUGGGACGUUUCCGUUUCUCACUUUCCGAUUUGCCACCUCAACUUUGCCUCAUUCAUUCCAUUUUAACGAAUUUGGAAAUGGAGUAUGAAGCAGAUGCGCAUUAUUACAUGCUUACAACGGUGAAAUUUUUAUGCCUUCACUGUGAGUCGUUGUUGAAUGCUCGUCGUGAACAUCGAGGAUACUUAAUUUGGGCACAAGAAAAUUUACUUAUACCAAAAUUAUGGACUUUACUUCGUUCAGAUCGUUCACAAUUAGCGGAAUUAGUAAUUCCAUUAAUUAUGCAUUGUAUAACAUUACCAUGCGGUGAAGAAAUAUUCUGGAAAGUGGUUAAUUCACAAUUUAUCGAUCAACGAUGGGAAGAACGAUUUUCAGCCGUGGAACGAUCGAGUGUGCUUCUUCAGUUAGCGAAUGCCUUACCGGUUAAUUCGAAUAAAGUGAUUCAAACGAGCCUGAGUUGUUGCAUAACACAUUUGAUUGCAUCGGUAGAUGAUCCGAAUGUUGCUGUUGCUCAACAAGCAUUGCUAUCCAUUCAACAUAUGCCUUCGGCUUCUUUAAAA